Messenger RNA from Penaeus chinensis, 3380 nucleotides. It is a transcript of the gene Csas, whose product is annotated as N-acylneuraminate cytidylyltransferase A-like. The record is from RefSeq and is a predicted model, not a curated record. NCBI's taxonomy places the organism in Eukaryota, Metazoa, Arthropoda, Malacostraca, Decapoda, Penaeidae. Gene Ontology annotation, molecular function: N-acylneuraminate cytidylyltransferase activity. The transcript is spliced from 6 exons. Bases 33 to 716 code for a protein of 227 amino acids.
GGAAUAGGUGUGACGCUAUAUAGAAGGCAAAUAUGACCGCAUGGAGAGAUAAAAAUUCGAAAAUGCACAUCACAGGCUUAGUCUUGGCCAGAGGAGGCAGCAAAGGAAUCAAGAAUAAGAAUCUCGCCCUCCUAGAUAACCAGCCACUUUUGUUGCGGACACUGGGCAUAAUGCACAAUGCUAAAUGUUUCAGCAGCAUAUGGGUAAGCACCGACAGCGAAAAGAUAGCUGAGUGUGCACGUAAGGGGGGAGCAAAGGUGCACUGGAGAGCAGGAUUCACAGCGACUGAUGAUGCUCCCUCGCUGGUGGCCGUGCAGGAGUUUGUGCAGUACCAUCCAGACAUUGAGGUGGUUUGUCUUGUACAGUGUACAUCGCCCUUUACGAAACCAUGCUACCUACAAUGGGGUCUUCAGAAGAUUGUGAAUGGCUAUGACUCCGUCUUCUCGGUUACAAGAAAGCAUUAUCUCAGAUGGGCUGAAGGUGAGGAGACUUUCCCACAAAACUUUGAUCCUCGUCAGCGUCCCAGCCGGCAGAACUGGGCUGGGGAACUGUGCGAGAACGGGAUGUUCUAUUACACCCGAGUUGGUCUCCUGAAACAAGGGCUUCUGCAAGGGGGACGAUGUGGAUACAUUGAAAUACCACCGGAGAAUAGCAUAGACAUAGACACACCUCUAGACCUCAUCAUUGCCGAGCAGCUAGUCAACAAACAAACUUGAUUAUGGUCGAGUUUUAGGGUGAAUUUUUUUGGGCCAACAAAUUCCACUGUGGUUGAUUAUUCUAGGUUGGUAUAGUGCUGAUCAGAAGAGAAGGAUUCUCUAGAUAGUUAUCUGCCUAUCAGUUAACCUUAUGAUGCCGGGGGUGGCAUGUAUAUUUAAACCAUGUUCACUGUCAGUUUAGUUUAUUUAUUGUCUUUAUACAUUGAUGGCUCCACAAGUACUUAGUCACCAAUGAGACAAUUACUGGCAUUACCUGUUUCACCUUUUUACCCUUUUCCUUGAUUUUUGGAAAUAUUUUAUUUUAUAUUAUAUUAGUGUUAGUAAUGUAAAUAACAUUAUAGUAAUCAUAAUGUCUAUAAUAAUAACAUUAUCAUAAACAUUGAUAGUAUUAAAACAAAAACAAAAAAAUUGAAAACAUGAGGAAAGGUGAAAUCAGGUCAAGUCACAAGAUUGAUUACCUGACUCCUUGGUAGCUUAAGCACAUGUGGAGCCAUCUUUGUGUAGAGACCACUCCAUAAAACAAAAUUACUGUGAAAACUGCCUUUUCCCAGGAGCAUUUGGUUAAUGGUCCAUACAAGAUAUUCAUGAAAGAAAUGCCUUUGCAGAUACAAUGUACAGAAGGGAAUUUUUGUAAGUGAUUUGAUGGAAUGUGUACUGGCUGGCCUGAAACAAGAAAUGUUGGUUAAAGAUGUUGGCCCAUAUUUAUCUUUUCUCAGUGGUUGACGAAAGUGCUCAAGAUUUUUAUAUUUAAAGUUUAAAAAAAUGAUAGUGUCUUUCAAGAAGAUAAAGCUUUACAAAUGUGCCAAAAAAUGGUGAUAGAGUAUCAUAAAGCCUGAAGAGACCUUGAAAUAAUACUUUAAAAAAAUAUAGACAUAGAAACAAAAUCACUAGACUAGAAGAAAACAUUUGAAGAUAUUAAUUAAAAGAGCAUGUAAUGUCUUAUUAUCUAAGUCAUUGCUUUUAGUUCAUUUAUAUUUUAACAUUUCCUAAGCUUGAGCUUUGGCAGAUAUAUGCUUCUUCCAAUAAACCUUUUUAGCAAAUUUAUAAUAUAUUUCUAAUUUUUAGUCUUUUUUCAAGCAUUUAUAUAUAUGCACCACAUGUGGAAAUGCAACUCAUCUGUAUCUUCCUCUGAUUAGUUAGAUAUUAUCAUAGCUUUGUAUACUAUCUCAGCUUGUUUUUUUUUGGCUGACUUUUUCUAUUCGUGUUUAUAUUCACUGUAGUACGGCUUUAGAAUCUUUAAUUAUAUAUAAUUAUAUAUUAUUUAGAAUCCUUUUGAAGUACAUAUAAGAAUUCUCAGGUCUUAAGUGAGAGGUAAAACAAAAUGAAAUACAAAUCAGAAGAAAGAAACAAAAUAGAAAUAGAUAGGUAUGUCACAGAAGUUUCUAGGACGGACAAUCAUAUAAUUAGCUAACAACUGCCACAAUUGUAAAUAAUUUUUAAUUGUUAUUAAGCUUUAGGAUGAAUUUCUUGUUAGUAGUGAUAUGUAAGAGACUUUAAAAGCUAAUAUUCCAUUUUCUUUCAUAUAAAAUAUUUGGCUUAAUUGAAGACAUCAUCCUGAUACAACUUUCAAUAUUCUAAGUGAUUAAUUCAGUUAGUGAUUAAUUAAUUAGUUCAGUUUUUUCUCAGUUCUUAUGUUAUAAGUACAAAGCAUUUUUAGGUAUUAGCUAUGGAGAGCAUUUUGUUUACAAUAUUUUAGAAAACUAAAUUUAUGCUACAUAAAGUAAGAACAUACAGCUGAAUAUCCAAAUUGGUUUUGUGUUUUCCAUUCUCUACAGAAUCAACAUUAUGCAAACAGUGUUCAUUGCAACACAUAUAGAAGAAAAGGUAUGAAAUGAGAAUAAGAUUCUUCUCAGAGAUGUAUUUGACCAGUUCUAAUUAUAUCAUAUAUUUCUAAUGAGGACAUAAUUGAAACCUCUCAAAUACAUCUCAAUUAUAUCACAUAUUUUAGACAGAUAUAAUCAAAACCUUUCAAAUAUAUCUCUUCCACUUUGAAGAUAUUAAUUUUUAUUCAUACCUUUUCAGAUUAUAUAUUAUAAUCUGGCAGAUACUAGUGCCCAUUAGCACUGAAAAGUCAAGAUGGAUUUGUAUUGGUUGUAUAAAGGCCUGUUUGCACGAGGGGGCAUGGUCGGCAGACACAUUGGCGGGCAACUGAAAAAUUGACAUCACAAGUGAGAAAACAAUGAGGAAACUGCUUGUUUACCUAGUAGUUUAUCGACCCUUGAAGUCAUCUCUGUAGGUGCCCACCUGUGUGCAAAUCGAUCAUGCCCACUUGUGUGAACAGGCCUUAAUUUAUUUUAAUUUCAUCCUCAAGGCAUGUUGAACAUUUAUAGUGAAUGUUACAUAGUUUAGGUAAAUGUUAAUUUUAUCAAAUUUGCAGCCAUAAUAUUAACCAUGAUCUUUCUUUUUUUUAUUUCCAUAAUGCUCUGCUAUCCAGAUGGACAACAAAAAACAAAACUUGACUGAUAUUAUCCUUGUUCUUCUUAUAUCACUGUAAAAAAAUAUUCAUUGUUCAUAUACUUCAUGUGCAUUUUGUUAAAUGAUUAUAUUUAAAGUUUAAACUUGUGAAUGAAGGAUACAUGAUACUCUCCAUUUCUAUUCUUCCUAUUAUUUUAAUCUCUGUAUUAUCAAUGUUUUAUGUCAUACUAUUCCUUAUAUAUAUCUUUA